AUUUUGGCGAGGUUGAGUGGCUGUGAAUUAGAUACUAAUAAUAUACCUCUUUGCCUUCUUCCUUACUACAAUAAUCAGAUACCCUUUUUCUUCUUCUUCUUCCUCUCGGCGAAUUAAAAAUCUAAAUAUCAGGUUUUUCUUUUGUUUUGGAAAGUUCUGUUUUUUUUCCUCUCUACUGAGGAGCUCAGAUCGAUGGGGGAAGUUGUGGUUUUAAGUAGCGACGAAGGUACUGUGGAGACGAUGAUGACGAGCAGAGGCAAGUCAUCGGAGGUUGUCCGGUGGGAGAAGUAUCUUCCGACAACGGUGCUUAGGGUUUUGCUUGUCGAGUCCGAUGAUUCAACUCGCCAAAUCCUCACCGCCCUUCUUCAAAAAUGCUCUUACAAAGUUGUAGCUGUUUCUGAUGGUUUAGCUGCGUGGGAGAUUCUAAAGGAGAAGACACUCAACAUUGACCUAAUACUAACGGAGCUUGAUUUGCCAGCUAUAUCUGGUUUUGCGCUCCUUGCUUUGGUGAUGGAGCAUGAAGCUUGCAAGCACAUUCCUGUCAUAAUGAUGUCUUCGCAAGAUUCGAUGACAAUGGUGUUGAAGUGUAUGUUGAGAGGUGCUGCUGAUUAUCUAAUUAAACCCAUGAGGAAAAACGAGUUGAAGAAUCUAUGGCAACAUGUCUGGAGAAGACUUACUUUGCGUGGUGGUGAUCAUACUGCUAAUGGUCCUAGCUUACCAGCUUCACAGCAGAACCUUGACGACAAUGAUGAAACUUGUGCAGAUUCAAGAUAUCAUUCUGAUCAUGGAAGUGGUUCUCAGGCUAUUAGCGAUGAUGUCAAACCGCUGGUUGAGAUAGACAAAAAGGUUGAAUCUUUUGAUGUGACAAUGGAUUUAAUAGGUGGAAUAGACAAACGGAGUGAGUGUUACUAUGGAGACAACACUGGUGAGCAGCAACAUGUUGGUCCAGAGCUUGGGCUUUCUCUGAAGAGAUGUUGCUCUGGAAGUUUAGAGAAGAACCAAGAUGAAAGCAAGCAUCAAAAGCUUAGCCUCUCUAAUGCAUCAGCCUUCUCACGAUAUGAGAAUGACAAGCCAGGAGAGGAAGCAGUGGUUGCUGUAGUAGAGGCAAGCAGUUCAGGUGAUCCCAAAACACCAAGCGAAUCACAUGAAAAGCUGUUAAGAUGUGAUCACGGAAGCGCUACAACGAGCAGCAACCAUGAGAAUGUAGGAGGAUCAUCGACCAUAAGCGGACAAAACCAGGUUCUUCAGUCCGGGACUAGGAAACAGAAGCAAAAAUCUCUUUUUCCAGUAGAAUCAAAUAGCCAGAAAGCAAGCAAGGAAGGUUGUCAAAGCACCAAUGAAGAGGGAACAGUAGUAACAGCAGGAGGAGAAAGUAGGAGCAGCACAAGAGAGAAAGCAAAGGAAGAAGAAGAAGAAGAAGAAGAAGGUGAACGUAGGAGUGAGAGAGAAGCUGCGCUGAUGAAGUUCCGGAUGAAGAGGAAAGAUCGAUGCUUUGGUAAAAAGGUAAGAUAUGAGAGCAGGAAGAAGCUAGCAGAGCAGCGUCCAAGAGUGAAAGGCCAGUUUGUUCGUGCUGUGAAUUCAGAUGCGUCUUCUACUAAAUAAUUAAAGCAUGAAAGCCCACUUGCCAAGGAGAAGUGUGUCUUAUUGUAUUUGAGCGUUUUCUUUUCAGCUAAUCUGAGAAACUUACUUGGGUGGAUUAUUCCCUUUGUUGUAUAUAUAGAUAGAUCAUCAUCUCUAUUAUAUUUGCGAAUGAUCAAAGCUACGUUAAACCAUCACUCCAGUUUUUAUGCAAGCUUUCUUUUCUUUCAUAUUGACUAGCACUUGAUGUAAGAGGACUAUCAUACAUACA
Messenger RNA from Eruca vesicaria subsp. sativa (arugula), 1849 nucleotides. The record is from the annotation of a GenBank genome assembly. NCBI's taxonomy places the organism in Eukaryota, Viridiplantae, Streptophyta, Magnoliopsida, Brassicales, Brassicaceae.